This is a messenger RNA of Penicillium odoratum, 483 nucleotides long. RefSeq names its product RpiB/LacA/LacB family sugar-phosphate isomerase. Gene Ontology annotation, molecular function: isomerase activity. The transcript has a single exon. Gene Ontology annotation, cellular component: intracellular anatomical structure. Gene Ontology annotation, biological process: carbohydrate metabolic process. Bases 1 to 483 code for a protein of 160 amino acids. Lineage: Eukaryota; Fungi; Ascomycota; Eurotiomycetes; Eurotiales; Aspergillaceae. The record is from RefSeq and is a predicted model, not a curated record.
AUGUCUGCUCAGCCCCUCCGCAUUGUUAUGGCCUGUGACGAGGCCGGUGUCCCUUACAAGGAUGCAAUCAAGGCUGUCCUGGAGAAGAACGCCGGUGUUGCCUCCAUCAUCGACGUCGGUGUCAACAGCUCCGACGAUAAGACUGCCUACCCCCAUCCCGCUGUCGAAGGUGCCAAGCUCAUCAAGGAGGGCAAGGCUGACCGCGGUCUCUUCAUCUGCGGUACCGGUCUCGGUGUCGCAAUCGCUGCCAACAAGGUUCCCGGAAUUCGCGCCGUCACUGCCCACGAUCCCUUCUCCGUUGAGCGCUCCAUCCUGAGCAACGACGCCCAGGUCCUCUGUAUGGGCCAGCGUGUCAUUGGCGUGGAGCUGGCCAAGAAGCUCGCUGUGGACUGGCUGCAGUACCGCUUUGAUCCCAAGAGUGCCUCCGCUGCCAAGGUCCAGGCUAUCUCGGACUACGAGACCCAAUUCGCUGGACAGGCUUAA